Messenger RNA from Saccharomyces mikatae IFO 1815, 1125 nucleotides. Its product is annotated as putative aminopeptidase. The transcript has a single exon. NCBI's taxonomy places the organism in Eukaryota, Fungi, Ascomycota, Saccharomycetes, Saccharomycetales, Saccharomycetaceae. The record is from RefSeq and is a predicted model, not a curated record. Gene Ontology annotation, biological process: proteolysis. Gene Ontology annotation, molecular function: metalloexopeptidase activity. The coding region runs from base 1 to 1125 and encodes 374 amino acids.
AUGAGGAUACAACCGCUUUUUGUUUUGCUUAAUGCUGCAACCGUCGUCUGGUCGCUCUCAUAUGAAUCUUUAAGGGUUUUACAGGUGGGAGAGGAUAAAGUAAUAGAAGUUCCAGAAUCAGAAAAGCUAAACCUGCGGAGAAGAGGUGUGAAAUUCUUUGAUGUGACACGACACACUUCCUCGCUACCUUUUUUUAAUAAAGAAGAAGAACCGAUAGUACCACAGUACAAUUAUCCGGCUGCGAUAUCGAACAAAGAAGUCGUGGACGGUUUGAUUGAAAGCAUAGACAAGGACUCUAUGUACACGAACUUGGCAAAGUUCACAAGUUUUUACACCCGUUACUACAAAUCUGAUUGUGGGUUUGAAUCUGCCGAAUGGUUAGCUGCAACUAUCUCCAAUAUUACGCAGGAUGUUCCGCAAGAUAUUUUAAGUAUUGUACACUUUGACCAUAAAGAAUGGAAGCAAUACUCCAUUAUAGUUCGAAUCGCAGGAUCCACAACACCAGAGGAUAUUAUUGUAAUUGGUUCUCAUCAAGAUUCUAUCAAUCUGUUACUACCAUCUAUAAUGGCAGCUCCAGGUGCAGACGACAAUGGGUCAGGAACAGUAACCAAUCUGGAAGCACUAAGACUAUACACCGAAAAGUUUUUAAAGGCUGGACUCAGACCUAACAAUACAGUAGAAUUUCAUUUCUACUCCGCUGAAGAAGGUGGGUUGUUGGGUUCUCUCGAUGUUUUUACAGACUAUGCCAAGCAAGGAAAACAAGUGAGAGCGAUGCUUCAACAAGACAUGACGGGAUAUGUAUCUGAUCCAGAGGAUGAACAUGUGGGCAUUGUGACCGACUACACUGCUCCUGCGCUGAACGAUUUCUUGAAACUAGUUGUUGAUUCUUAUCUAUCCAUUCCCUACAGGAAUACAAAAUGUGGCUAUGCUUGUAGUGAUCAUGGAAGUGCAACCAGAAACGGAUUCCCAGGUUCCUUUGUGAUUGAAAGCGAACUCAAAAAGACAAACAAGUAUAUUCAUAGUACCAUGGAUACUUUAGAUAGAUUAAGUUUCGUUCAUAUGGCGGAGCACACAAAAAUUGUAUUGGGAGUGAUCAUUGAACUCGGUUCGUGGUCAGCUUGGUAA